GCGGGGCAAGGCCGACUCCUCAAGCUUCUCUGGCGACGACGCGCAGGAGAAGUCACAAGGACUCGAUCCCUACUGCGCUGAGUAGGACCUUUUAUGCGGGAAAGAUAGCACGGACAGGGAAGGUCUCUAAGUAUGAGGAAACCCAGGCAACCUACUUCCACAGAUAUAAAAUUCUCCCCGUUUCACCAAACCCCAAAAAGUGUCUCCAGGUAAGCUCCGCUAGCUUUGGGGGUUCAGCUCCGGACCUUACUCCCUUCUCGGAAGCACGUUUUCCCCGAGGACAAUAAGACACGAACCUCUUCCGGCUGUGAAACAUGGCGGCGCCCAUUGGAAGGACCACAUUUGGGAGCGGGACCAUAAGGCACUUCCGUCCGGGUUCAGCUCUUCCGCGAGCUCGGGACGCGGGCUUCAGGCAUGGGGUUAGAUGGUCUGGCGCGGCUGCAUGGGCUCUUCGCCGUCUACAAGCCCCCGGGGCUAAAGUGGAAGCAUCUGCGCGAUACCGUGGAGCUGCAGCUUUUGAAAGGUCUCAAUGCUGGGAAGCGACCUGCCUCUGAACAUCGUGUUCGCUUCCUGCUGGGCCCCGUGGAAGGCAGUGAAGAGAAGGAGCUGACCCUCACAGCCACCAGUGUGCCCACCCUCGUCGACCAUCCGCUGGUACGUGGACCAGCAUUCACCAGCCUGAAGAUUGGCAUGGGGCACCGACUGGAUGCCCAGGCGUCUGGGGUGCUUGUGCUCGGCGUGGGACGUGGACGAAGGCUCCUCACCGACUUGUACAACGCUCACCUCACCAAGGAUUACACAGUACACGGCCUCCUGGGCAAAGCCACAGACGACUUCUGUGAGGACGGGCGGCUGGUGGAGAAGACGACGUACGACCACGUGACCAGAGAGAAGCUGGAGCGAAUCCUGGCCCUGAUCCAAGGUUCCCAUCAGAAGGCUCUGGUGAUGUACUCCAACGUUGACCUACAGACCCAGGAGGCCUAUGAGAUGGCCGUGAGCGGCGUGAUCCGGCCCAUGAACAAGUCCCCGAUGCUGAUAACUGGCAUCCGAUGCCUCCAGUUUGUGCCUCCAGAAUUCCUCUUAGAGGUGCAGUGCAUGCAUGAGACGCAGAAGCAGCUGCGAAGGCUGGUGCACGAAAUUGGCCUGGAACUGAAGAGCACUGCUGUCUGCACCCAGGUGCGGCGUACACGCGAUGGUUUCUUCACCCUGGACGAUGCCCUCCUAAGGACCCAAUGGGACCUACCCAGCAUCCAGGAUGCCAUCCAGUCCGCAGCACCCCGAGUGGCAGCAGAGCUGGAGAAGAACUGGAGGCUGGGGCUGGGCACCCAGCAGCCCUCCAGUCCAGGCUGGCCCUGGGACUCCGAGGGGCCAAGCUCUGCCUUGGGGCUGGAGAGCCAUACGGGACAUUGAAAGGCCAGGCAGCUGGUGGAGUAGUGGGUGUAUAAAGAUAAGAAUUGUUCGUGAGCCAGAACUGAUGACUGUGCAGAACAUGGCGGGGGCGGGGGGCGGGAGCUUUUUAACACGUGACAGAAAACUCUGAAGCUGUAAGAGAAAAGAUCAACAGGGACUUCCCUGGUGGUCCAGUGGUUAGGACUUGGUGCUUUUGCUGCCAGGGCCCCGGGUUCAAUCCCUGGUCAGGGAACUAAGAUCCUGCAAGCUGCAUGGCACGGCCAAAAAAAAAAAAAAGAUCAACAGACUUGGCCUAGUUAAAAAGAAAAAGACUUCUGUACAGAGGAAAAGAUGCUAAACGAAUGACAGACUGAUAAAAAUAUUUGUUAUAUAUUUAAGAACUAAUAUCUAUAAUAUAUAAAGAGCUCUUAUAAAACAAUAAAAAAAGAUGACAAGAAAAUGGGUCAAAUGACAUGAAUUGUGUGUUAUACAGCAAAAGAAAUCCAAAUGGCCAGUAAACCUGAAAUGAUGCUCAACCUCUCUAAUAAUGAAAGACAUUCAGAUGAAAAUGAGAUGACUUUUCCUUGCCUUUCAAAUAAAUUAAGAAAAGAUAACACCCAGUAUUGGGGAGGAUGUGAGAAGAUGGGCAAUCUGUACUGUUGGUAGGAAUAUACAACUGUGUAACCUUUUAGGAGUAAUUUGGUAGCAUGUAUCAACAUUUAAAAUAUUCCUGCCCUGGGGAAUUCCCUCGUGGUCCAGUGGUUAGAAUUCAGCACUUUCACUGCCGUGGCCCAGGUUCAAUCCCUGGUCAGGGAACUAAGAUCCCGCAAGCCUCACAGCAUGGCCAAAAUACAAUAGAGUAAAAUAAAAUCAAAUACUCUUGCCCUAACCAACAAGGACCUACUGUAUAGCACAGGGAACUAUACUCAAUAUUUUUAAUAACCUAUAAGGGAAAAGAAUACAAAAAAGAAUAUAUAUAACUGAAUCACUUUGCUGUACACCUGAAACUAACACCACAUUG
Molecule: messenger RNA, 2410 nt
Organism: Mesoplodon densirostris (Blainville's beaked whale)
Lineage: Eukaryota; Metazoa; Chordata; Mammalia; Artiodactyla; Ziphiidae
Gene: TRUB2
Product: TruB pseudouridine synthase family member 2
Exons: 8
Coding region: 415-1410 (331 amino acids)
Biological process (GO): pseudouridine synthesis; RNA processing
Molecular function (GO): pseudouridine synthase activity; RNA binding
Source: RefSeq, a predicted model, not a curated record